Molecule: messenger RNA, 1370 nt
Organism: Solanum dulcamara
Lineage: Eukaryota; Viridiplantae; Streptophyta; Magnoliopsida; Solanales; Solanaceae
Product: aspartic proteinase CDR1-like
Exons: 2
Coding region: 3-1370 (455 amino acids)
Biological process (GO): proteolysis
Cellular component (GO): extracellular region
Molecular function (GO): aspartic-type endopeptidase activity
Source: RefSeq, a predicted model, not a curated record
AAAUGAAUUCUAAAGUUUUUUUUCUUUUAUCCAUUUUAGCCUUUUUGGCUUUCUCUCAACUUACUUUAGUUUCAUGUAGAAAGGCCAAAACCAACCAUGAUUUAGAUGGAUUCACUCUUGAUCUUAUUCACCGCGAUUCUCCUCUUUCUCCCUAUUAUAACCCUUCCAUCACCCCUUCUCAACGCCUCCGAGAUGCAUGUCAACGAUCUUUCUCCCGAGCAUCUUUCUUCAUGAAUCAAGCUAUUCAAUCAAACAUCAUUCCAGAUCAAGGAGAUUAUUUAAUGAAAAUUUCCCUCGGUACGCCCCCAAGGGAAACCUUUGUAGUUGCUGACACUGGGAGUGAAUUGACAUGGAUACAAUGCAAGCCGUGUACUCAUUGUUAUAAACAAAUCUUACCCUUUUUCGAUCCUCAAAAAAGCUCAACUUAUAAAAUAAUUGGUUGUCAUAGUAAGGAAUGUGAGCUAGUGAGAGAUCCAACUUGUGUUAGAAAAAAUGUUUGUGAAUAUGAGGUGCGUUAUGGUGAUAAUUCUCAUAGUAUUGGUGAUGUUGCUUCUGAGACAUUCACAUUUGCAUCAACAACAUCUAAAACCAAAAAGGUCCAUAGUAAUAUUUCAAUUCCACAUGUUAUUUUUGGUUGUGGACAUGAUAAUGGUGGCACUUUCAGCAAUCGUACUGCUGGGAUUGUGGGAUUAGGAGAUUCAAAAAUCUCUAUUAUUAAUCAACUUGAUAAACAAAUUAAAGGGAAAUUCUCUUAUUGUUUAGUCCCAAAUGAUGAUUUAUCACCAUCUUCUCGUCCUCCCAAUACUACAAGUAAAAUUAAUUUUGGUCCUAAGGCAAUUGUGUCGGGGCCUAACGUUCUUACAACUCCCAUAAUUCGAAAGGACACCGAUAUAUUCUACUUUCUAAAUCUCGAAAGUGUUAGCGUUGGAGGUAAGAAGUUAGAGUACUUUAAAUCUUCACAACUCAUGAAUUCUUCUACUGCUGAUGAAGACUUGGGAAACAUUAUAAUUGAUUCUGGUACAACAUUGACAAUGGUCCCUGGGGAAUUUUACAACGAAUUGGAAUCGACUUUAGUGGAAAUGAUUGGAGAAAAGAGGAAAGAACAUGGCCCACUUCCGCUAUGUUACGAGGCGAAAAGCGUUGUGAAUAAAAUUCCUAAGAUUGUGUUCCAUUUCACAGAUGCUGAUAUCGAGUUGUUACCUAUGAAUACAUUUGCAAAAAUUGAUGAUUUGAGUUGUCUGUCAAUUGUUGAUGGGGGUGGUGGUAAAUUUGGUGUUUAUGGAAACUUGGCACAGAUGAAUUUCCUUAUUGGAUAUGAUAUUGUAAAUCACAAGCUCUCUUUCUUACCUACAAAUUGUACCAAACACUGA